Molecule: messenger RNA, 1374 nt
Organism: Gamsiella multidivaricata
Lineage: Eukaryota; Fungi; Mortierellomycota; Mortierellomycetes; Mortierellales; Mortierellaceae
Exons: 3
Coding region: 140-1159 (339 amino acids)
Source: RefSeq, a predicted model, not a curated record
AAACAUUCUACUGGCGGUUGCGGCUUGGACAGAGAAAAUUAUUUUUUUCUAGGCUCUCCUUCAGGUCGCCCCUUUCACACUCGGUCAAGAACGAUUAGAUCUCUCUCCUCUCUUUGUCAACUCAUUUGUUCAAAACACCAUGUCCGAAUCAACCUCCAAGCGGGUCAAGGUCCCCAAGCCGGAAAAGAAAAAGUCCUCCACCACUAGCGCCGUAUCCUCAGAUCACUCCUCAGCCAACGAUACCACAGCAACAACAACAACAACAACAGACGACGCCUUGAUCAACAUCCCGGCUAUCAAGAAAAAGAAGGAGCGCCACGUCAAGACCGAGACCGAUAUUGCUGCGAAACAGGAACGUAAGAAACUUCGCAAGGAAGCGGAGCAACUCAAGAAGGAGGCCCAGUUGGCCAAGAAGGGACUGGUAGCACAAAAGACCGCGAUCCAGAACAAGACCCCGAAAUGGAAACAGUUUUUGAAGAACACGACUGAGGCUGAUAAUGCAGAGCAAUUGAAGGAUACUACCUAUAAGGUCAAGGGCGACGAUGGAUCGGAUGAGGAGGAGGACGGAAGUGAUAGCGAUGACGAUACAAAGGAGAAGAACAAAAAGAGCAAGAGGAAGGCAGACAAGCAAGCAGAGGUCGGUUCUUCAAAGAGCAAAAAGAGCAAGAGCAAGCAUGAGAACAACGCUGCACUCACUGCAUUAGACACCUCGACACCAGGCCUGGCAUACCUGGUAGAAUGGAAGAGAUCAAAGGACACAUGGAAGUUUCAAAAGCUCCGACAAGUAUGGCUUCUCAACCACAUGUACGACGACAAGGAAAUACCCAGCACCCAUUGGAACAUCUUUCUGGACUAUAUUCACGAUCUGAAAGGCGCCGCCAGGAACUCUACCAUCCAAGAUGCCAAGAAGAUCGUCGAAGCCCCAGAACCCGAAGACUCCAAGGAAGACGAAGAGAAAGAGAACGGCACAACAGAGGACAAGGGUGAGGACGAGGAAAUGAAGGAUGCCAGCACAGAAGAUUCGACAGUGUCAACGAUCCCAUUGAGCGAAGAAGAAAAGGCGGCAGAGGAAGCGGCAGAGCAGGCUAAAGUCGAGGCUAAGAGGGCGGCAGAGGUCAAGGCAUCAAGAGCAUUGGACGUCCUGCGGGUUCUGGCAUAGUGGCCCCUCGUCGAACGCCCUAUCAGCUCUCCUUUCUGCAUCAUCUCCUUCACCAAAGCCAGCAUAACCACUUUACAGCCAUGCAUUCUUAAUAAAUAGAAAAACUGCACUCGCAUUUGAUAUCCUACGUACUUGAUCCAAAUGGUUGCCCUCACCCUCCCUUCAUAUAUAAAAAAAAAUGUUGAGAUCACAACAAACAUGGUAGUCACAUUUUA